UACAGACUGGAACUGGGGAGCUAAGACACUGCGGCUUUCUGUUUUGCACGAUGACACGCUACAAUCCGAUUACCCAUGUUGUUUUUGAUAUGGAUGGAUUACUUUUAGACACAGAGAAUCUAUACACGAUUGCCACUCAGGCAGUAACAUCCCAAUAUGGCAAGGACUACAGCUACGACAUCAAGGAGAAAUGCAUGGGUCGCAGUGAGAGAGAAGGCAGUCAUAUCAUUAUAGAUAGUCUACAAUUGCCCAUUACAGUAGAUGAGUUUAUAAAAAUGUGUAAAUCCCACUUUGCUGAGGUGUUUCCAAGAGCAGAACUGUUGCCAGGUGCGGAUAAACUGGUCAGACAUCUACACAAGCAUAAUGUACCAAUUGCCAUAGCAACAGGUUCAAACAAAUGGAAGUAUGACUUGAAAACAACGAACCAUAAAGAAUUCUUUAGUUUAUUUCACCAUACUGUUCUUAUCAGUGAUGACCCUGAGGUGCAUCAUGGGAAGCCCCACCCAGAAUGUUUUUUAGUCGCUGCCAAAAGGUUUGACGAUUCUCCUUCUCCAGAAAAGGUUCUGGUUUUUGAGGACUCAGGUAAUGGCGUAGUGUCAGCUCAUGCAGCAGGCAUGCAGUGUGUUUGGGUGCCGGAUCCUCGCACGGAUACAUCACAAGUCGCCAACAAAGCCACAUUAAUUAUCUCCUCUUUGGGGGAUUUCAAACCUGAGGAAUUUGGACUUCCAGCUUACUCUUCAUGACAAAGAUACCUCCCCUAACGUAUGAGUCCUACUUGAAGUGCAUACUACGUACAAAUGUUUACUUACUCUUCAUGACAGAGUUACCUCCCCUAACGUAUGAGCCCCACUUGAUGUACAUACUACAUACAAAUGUUUAUGUUAUCACGCCUAUGAGAAAUCAUGUUGUAAGAAACAAUCUAGUGGUGAUAUGGGACCAUUGUGAUAAGCAUGUGUACAAGGUAAUUGCAAGUAAAAUGACAACAUUUGUAAAGAUCGCGAUAUGAAGCUCAAAUGAUACUUAAUCAUUGAUGGAUCAGAAGCUAGAGACUAUGUGAUCUCCUUAGUAACAAAUAGCUUGGGUGAAGAAAACGGUCCUCCCAAAAUUAUUGCAUAGGGAACAGCCUUUUUGUGAAUCACUGUCAGCAAUUUUGUAUCCAUUGGAUUUGCAUAAAUUUCAGCUUUCAAGAUAGUCUGAGUAUUUCUGCAGAGCUUUCGUGAUGUUAUUUUGUACAACUAGGCCUGACUCUAGCUAGCGAAGUGGCAAAAAGUGACCUCUUCCCCAAUGCUGUAACAUUGCACUGCCAUUUUGUUUUCGACAUGAAUGGGUGAUCACGUGACCGCCAACUUCUGACCUGCCUUACAGAACGUGAAAAGUUUUAUACAGAGGUAUAAAUAUGUGAUACAUAUCCACAGUAGGGCUGUGCAUAAUCAAGGCCUUUUGAUAUUUGUCACAGAUAUGGUCUGAAUGUGUUGUUGAUUUAUGAGAAAUGGAUCCAUUCCAUUUAUGAAUGGACCAGGGUUUUGUUGUAAUUAGGUGGCACAGCACUCUGUGCUGGGACACCUAUUGAAGUCGUUAUUUUAAUUAGUUUUCUUUUAUUUUUUGAAAGCUUUUUGAAAGCUUUAAGAGCUGUAAAAAGAAAAGUUUUUAUUGGAUGGUGUUGACAUUUGGUGAUUUUAGGAACACGAUUACGAGGCAAAUUAUGGCUGUUUUUGAAUAAUUUUGGUCAUGUGACUUGGUGGCCAUCUUGGAUUUUAAUCAAAAUCUGUAAAAAUCUUCUUCUCAGGAACCAAUGAAUGGAUUCUUUUGAAAUUUGAUGUACUUGUAGAAUGAUCCCAGUUAGAAGAAGUUUGAAAGAAUCUUAGACAUGCACUGAAAACUUUCGAAGCUCGCCAUUGGUCGAACUUAUGACGUCGUAGAAAAUGUCUAAGUUUGCUUUCAGAUUUUGCCUAUCUUUGUAACUUUUUGAGAUAUGGUCAAAAACUUUUUUCAGUCAGGUAAUUUCAAGAACUUUGGAAGCUAUAAAUCUGAGACUUGCACCAAAUUGUAGCCCAAGGCAUGUAGUUUCUGGCACAUGCACAUGGAUUUGAGCUAUGAUCUAUAGUUUUCUGGCUAGAAAUAUUUAAAUGACACCACCCUACUUCAGAAAUAGAAAUGUAAGCUUGUGCAUUUAACAUAGACUUUGGAGGUUACUGUGUAUUACUAUGCAGGUGCUGCAGGUAACCUACAACAUAGAUCGGCCGCCUGUCACUCAAACCGAGAAACGGACAACUCUCCCUCCUCUCCACAGCUAUCAACGGACAAUUUUCAAUGUUUGCACGUAUAUCCAGCCCUGUUCACGAUAUAUCAUGGCAAUUCCUCCAUACCUCGGUGCUAUCAGGAAUAGAAGUUCGAAGCCAUGACAAAAUAUACGAAAAAUGUCUAUCCACAGAUCUACCCUAGAGUCAUGACAAGCCCAAAACAUGUUACUCUUAUCGGGCCAAAUUCAACCGUUUAAGAAAUUCGCAGCUUCCACUUCCUAUUCAGUGCUAAAUCUUACAUGCCCUUGAGGAAGAGAUAGGCUUUAGGAAGCCGCGCAGAGAAGUAACUACAAGCCGUACGCCAUGGCUUGGACUGAGGAUCUUUUUUAAAGAAAACAACUCACAACUCACUGUUUAUUCCUUCUAACUAUUUCGACCAAAAUUUCAUAUCAUUUCCUGUCAGCUACAUGCACCCUGUCCGUGCCCGCUGUAAAAACUGAACUGAGCCUAGGGAAACCAGAUGUGACACUAGAGUGGGCUGAUUGCACACCAUGUGUCCAGCAACGUGAAACGUAAAUACUUAACCAGGUGCUGUAAUCGCCAAGGCCUAACUUGAUCAAGGCGCUGUGGUGGUUUUCAGCACUAGAUGCAUUGUAUAUGAUAUCUGGUAGUGUGGGGUUCAAACCUACUUGAUUAUUUUUCAUUUUUGUCAAGCUUUUUCUCCAUGUUGCCUGUUUUUGUAAAUAUUGUUACAAUUUAUACAUGCAGGUUGAAUGUGUUGAAUUUUACAUUGUCUGUGUACGUUGGCAGUUGAAUAAAGCUAUUCGUUGUUAUGUGUGUUAGCAUCUGUUGUUAAACAGAUGUUUUCCAAAGCUUAAUUUUUCCGAUCAUGGCAAAUUAGUGCAGUGCAUUACUGUCAUAGUGUUUUCUUAUUUGACAUUCAUUUGAGCCUUCAUGCUUGGCCACGUAAGGUAAGGAACGUAACAGAUGUAAUUUUAUAUUUUGAUGAAUUGUUAAGGUUUUUGUAAACUGCUGGCAGUUAUUUUGAAGUUGAAAUCAACUGUUUUACCUCGUGGUCAGUUUUGGCAGAGGGAGUGUUGUCACGUCCGUCUCUCUCACUGUCCAUCCGCAAGAAAUCUUGAAGGUGUGGUUAGUGUUGAACCUUUCUGGAGGUCAUGCAUGGCUUGUACUGAGUGAUGUGAUUUUGUCUGAAAUGAGUCUUAAUAAUGAGUAUAACUUAACUCCUAUCAUGAGUUAUUCCUGAGCCAGGGAAUCACAGUGCGGGGAUAAACUACCCCAGUUCUUCUUUUUUGAGGGACAGAAAUUUGUAGUGUUGAAAGUACAGUAUUACAUUUCUUUACCAGCCUUUUGGAAAAGUAAAGAUAUGAGUAUAUUGUUCAUUAGAUGGUCUAACCACGGGAGAAAAAAGAAACUCAUUAUUCCUGCUACAAUUACAUGUACAUUUGCUAAAUGAGCAAACCAGGUGUCCCAAAAAUUAGAAAAAAUAGGUUAGUACCUGAAUAUGCAUGAUUUGUAUAAAAUUGUUUA
Molecule: messenger RNA, 3788 nt
Organism: Liolophura sinensis
Lineage: Eukaryota; Metazoa; Mollusca; Polyplacophora; Chitonida; Chitonidae
Product: pseudouridine-5'-phosphatase-like
Exons: 5
Coding region: 51-743 (230 amino acids)
Molecular function (GO): phosphatase activity
Source: RefSeq, a predicted model, not a curated record